Messenger RNA from Panicum virgatum (switchgrass), 1234 nucleotides. RefSeq names its product EPIDERMAL PATTERNING FACTOR-like protein 2. The record is from RefSeq and is a predicted model, not a curated record. The coding region runs from base 337 to 798 and encodes 153 amino acids. Gene Ontology annotation, biological process: stomatal complex development; guard cell differentiation. The transcript has 4 exons. Lineage: Eukaryota; Viridiplantae; Streptophyta; Magnoliopsida; Poales; Poaceae.
CAACGAUGCUCUGCCUGCCUGCUACCCACAGCUUAGCUAUUAGCUUAUCCCACCACCUCCCAUCUGAUCUCGUCUCCUAGCUCUCUUCUCUUCUCUCAAUAGCAAAUGCCUUAUCCUAUUUAGCUCUCCCUCCUCUCUUCUCCUCCCUCCUCCCUCCUUUCCUCAGCCACCCAACCAGUUUGCAAAUCUGACACACAUAGGCCUUGAAGAUUCAGAUCAAGCAGCUACCUAAUAAUUAAGCACCCUCUGAUUCUGCAUUAGUCUCGCUCGUUCCCUAAUCCACACUCCCUCACUCUCUCGAUCACUUGUCUCCAAGCAAGAACACAUACGAGCUAGAUGGUCCAUUCCUUGCAUUGCAGCAUUGUUCACACGCUCCCGCGGCCUCUCUUCUUCUCCAUCCUCCUCAUCCUCACCUCUUCCAUGGAGGUAGCACACUCAGAUGCCAGGAGCCUACUAGAGGUUGGUGUCGGCAAGGCUCAGGAUGAGGAUGCAGCAGCAAUCAGAGGCGAGAUGAGAGGAUGGAGGGCUCUGAUCGGGUCGAGGCCGCCGAGGUGCGAGAGGGUGUGCAUGUCCUACGGCCACUGCGAGGCGGUGCAGGUGCCCAUCGUGCCGCAGGAUCGCCGUCAGAAGAGAGCCGCCGCCGCAUCCACCGGCGCUGCAGAUGAGGAGGAGCGCGUGGUGGCCGCCGCCGCCGCCGCCAUGCGCGCCGCCAUGUUCACCUACAGGGUGGACGACAUCACCAACUACAAGCCGCUCAGCUGGAAAUGCAGGUGUGGAGGCACCAUCCUGGAUCCAUGAGCAAGAACACAUUACACAUGCACUCGCCAUUGCUGUGCAGAAAAUUUUGGCAUUGAAUGCGGCCGAUUUGGUGCUGACUCGGAGGUGGAGGCGAUUAAUCAGUGCAUUCAAGUCACUGGUGUGCAGUGCGUGGGGACAAUGGCAAACAAACACCUGCUCUCUGCUCUUUGUAUGUGCGAGGUACUCCUAGCUCGGAGAAAUGAUGCACUCCAUGGUGGCCGGCGUACUGCGCCAGAUUGUUAGGUGGCUGCCAUUGCUACAGACUACUACUGAGCAACUGCGUACGAUUUUCUGUCUAGUAUUUGCCUUCAAGUAGUAAAAACCCAAAUCCCUCUCCACUGUUCCGUUCACAAUGUUGCUUGGAGUUUCAAGAUAAUGGGUAUGGUCUUAGGCAUCUGUUUGAAGACGCACAAGCCAAUUUCUUCAAAAAAAAAAA